This is a messenger RNA of Macrobrachium nipponense, 928 nucleotides long. RefSeq lists its product as uncharacterized. NCBI's taxonomy places the organism in Eukaryota, Metazoa, Arthropoda, Malacostraca, Decapoda, Palaemonidae. The record is from RefSeq and is a predicted model, not a curated record.
AUGAAGCGCCUUCCUGGGGCGCAGUGCAGGACUAAGACUCGUUCGUAAUGGUUCAGAUUUAGUGACGCCCGAAAUUGAGAUCCUAAGAAAACUCGUCAUUGAAGGAUUCCCGCAGUCGGUUUUGCGUUUAGCCGGAGUGGAGGAUCGUCAUCAAAUCGUGUCUGCCAUGAAGGUGCUCUUAGCUGCGCUCUUUGUCUUCCUCCUGCACUCAAAUGCAGUGAGUUGUGGCGAUCCAACGUUCGAGGAGCUGAAGAGUCAACUCCCAAUCACCCUGUCUCCGAACGGCAGUGACCAGUACUUCUUCUUCAUCAUCCCAGUACAGAAGAGCGACGAUCCUCAGAUUAUUCUGCAGAUGGCGCAAGCACAGAGUAUUUCCAACAGAACUAAUAACUCUGUUGCUUCCACCGUGAUUGACACCGUAAAUCACAACAUAAGUGUUUCAGCAUCCGGGGAGGGCCUCGACCUGGACAAGUUCUUCGUCAUGCCAGAUCCCGAGGAGGAGGGCAGCAGCUUCAAUUUCCAGGUGCCCGUGGUCGUGCCCCUCGAUUUCCGGUUCUCCUACAGCGCGGACGCAUCCAGCACCGCCCUGCCUGAAUGCUCGGUCGACACCCGCACCUGGAAGAGAAAGUCAUCGCGAGGAUUGCAGAGAAACUGCAACUCGACGGGCAGCCAUCAUGGGACCACAGCGACCUGAACGUCAGAAUCCGCAAGAUGAAGGACGCCCUAUCGGGCGUCACCAUCGACCUCAUCACUUCGGCGACCGAGCUCUCGACGUUCGCUAACGUCAUCCAGAAGACUAAAUACCUGGCAGAUAUCAGGUACUAUUACGUCAUCAACAACGUAACGGAGCUGACUGGGGAUCACGCUUCCCUCAUGGCGGAAGGGGUGAACACCUACGAGCUGCUAGACCGUUGCAUUAAGAUUGCAG